This is a messenger RNA of Fulvia fulva, 399 nucleotides long. RefSeq lists its product as uncharacterized. The record is from RefSeq and is a predicted model, not a curated record. The coding region runs from base 1 to 399 and encodes 132 amino acids. The transcript is spliced from 2 exons. Lineage: Eukaryota; Fungi; Ascomycota; Dothideomycetes; Mycosphaerellales; Mycosphaerellaceae.
AUGAUCAUUUACAGUCAGGUGCCAGCAUCGGCUACCUCUGCGAGAAGUACGACACUAACGGAGUGCUUGAAUUCAGCCACGCGCAAGGCAAAUUGGAAGCUCGCUGAUGGCGUGGGUUUUCAGACUUCAAAGACUGCAAGACGGCUAAAAUCGUCCAGGCAACGCUAUCACAACGAACCCUUGCGCAUCAACAAGACUGUCAAUCACCACAUGCUUGGGAAGAUUGGAGAUUACUUGACUGGCGACAGAACCACGUACACAGAGCUGAUGUGGCUGUCGUACAUGAUCGUAGGGAUGAAGUUGCAUGCCGGCUUUCUGGGGGAAGGUCCGUACUUUCAUGCUUGGGAGCAGGGGAUACCGGAGCGACCUGCUGUGAGGAGUUCAGAGGUGACUGGAUGA